UUCCAUAGCUGAAACCAACUGAUCCUGGAACGGUUUGUCAAGCAAAUCCUGGCGAGUUCCAACGCUCUGAUUGGUUGAACGUGCGUCACGAGACGCGGCACCGUAGAACUCCUGCACUGCUGAUCUCGUGCUGCUGUCUGUGCUCCGGGGAAAAUGAGUGAGUCUUUAGUUGUGUGUGAGGUAGAUGAAGAUCUGGUGAAAAAGUUGAGGGAUUUCCGCUUCAGGAAGGAAACCAACAAUGCUGCCAUCAUCAUGAAGAUUGAUAAAGAUAAACAGCUGGUGAUUCUGGAUGAGGAGCAUGAGGAUAUUUCCCCUGAAGACCUGAAGAAUGAGCUACCUGAAAGACAGCCCAGAUUUUUAGUCUACAGCUAUAAGUACCAGCAUGAUGAUGGGAGAGUGUCAUACCCCCUGUGUUUUAUCUUCUCCAGUCCUGUUGGAUGCAAACCUGAGCAGCAGAUGAUGUAUGCUGGCAGCAAAAACAAACUGGUGCAGACAGUUGAGCUGACCAAGGUGUUUGAGAUCAGAAACACUGAAGAUCUGACUGAGGAAUGGCUAAGAGAGAAACUGGGCUUUUUCCGCUAAGGGGCCAUACAAGCUAAUGCAAAUGUUUAAAGAGUGACGAGAUGGGACCAUCACCUUCAAAAGGAGAGAACACCAUAGUCCAUCUGAUUCUGUCUGUUUGUGUAUGUUUGAAUGCUUCUGCCCAAACUCUAAACCUGCCUGUACCAGAAAUAUGAGUUGUGAUAGAAAAGGAAAUAUGAAAGCAAAUUUCAAAAGUACUAUAAAAUAUUCCGUGGAUUUUUAAAACCAUUCCAAACUCGUCCCUGAGGAGUACUGCUCUUCACAGGUGGCCAAUUCCUACUGUCUUUAUAGUUGGGUGUCAUGCUGUGAUUUCUGGCAAUCUCAUGUCAACUAUCCUUUAUGAUAGCUGACAUGGUAACGGAUUUAAAUAUUUAAAAAUGCUAUAAUCUAUAAUUGUUUAUGACAGUUUUGAUGUAAAAUCACACAAGUCUUCAUGUAAACUCCUGCUACUACAAGGGCCAAACCUUUUCUUCCUUUUUAAUGUAGUUUUCUUCCUGUAAUUUGACAUCUUUAGACCAAACAUUAACUACGGUAAUAUUUUUUGAUAGGAGUUGUGACUGGGAGGUGAAGGGAUUGGGAGUGUCACAGAUUUUUAUUUGUGAGAGAGUGUUUGUUGAGUGUUUCUAGCCUUUUGUCAUUGACUGUCAUUAAGUCACUCUGUUUUGCCUUUUCAAAUCUGUGCUUGCAGCUAGACGAACAAAUCCACUAAAGUUUUAUAAUCUUUCUCCUUCGGUUAAUUGAGUAAGAGCUCUGGGUUCUCCUUUUUCUUGAUUCACUGUCUUUAGGAGAGAAGAUUAUCUUAACCCCAGACCAGAGAACUCAACUGUCCCACCUCUUUGGAAAUGGUGUACAGUUUAUUUUUGUCCAAUUAAAGGCUGGAAUGAAGCCAGUUUCUCUAUAUACUUGAGUUCAAGCAAAGUAUCGCUAUUUACAUAUGUAUAUAAAAACUUUCUAUUGGCUAAAUUUAAACACUGGAAAUUGCAUAAAUGUUUACAGCUUCACAGAGAAAUAUGAAAAUAUGAACAGUUUGGGAAGUGAUGUGUUUUUGAUAAGUAAUACCUCUGCAGAUCUCACAUUUUUCAGAGUCUGUGAGUUCUAAAGUGGGGUCUGGCUCACUUGUGCAUCAUCUCUGUACAUCUGUAAUACCUGUGAUUGGUGCCGUUUCCUAUUAAACACUGAUUUCUCACUUUGGUGGUUUAUAUGAUGUGGACAUCACAUGAUUUGUCCCAUUCAGUAGUGAGCUUUGUAUGUGUUUAACAUCAGUUUUUGUCCACUAUGAGCUAUUUUUAAUGACUGAAUUAGAUGCUUUGGUUUGUCCUGAAUGUUUUUAACUCAAGUUCUCUCUUUAAACCAGUAAAGUGGUUUCCUUUCUGAAUAUCUCAAUUACAUUUGUCUGCUGUUCAUCUUGAAUAAUUAAAUGGGAGUUUUUUUUCUUUUAAA
Messenger RNA from Myxocyprinus asiaticus (Chinese sucker), 2022 nucleotides. Its product is annotated as glia maturation factor beta. NCBI's taxonomy places the organism in Eukaryota, Metazoa, Chordata, Actinopteri, Cypriniformes, Catostomidae. Gene Ontology annotation, molecular function: actin binding; Arp2/3 complex binding. The coding region runs from base 154 to 582 and encodes 142 amino acids. Gene Ontology annotation, biological process: actin filament debranching; negative regulation of Arp2/3 complex-mediated actin nucleation. The transcript is spliced from 7 exons. The record is from RefSeq and is a predicted model, not a curated record. Gene Ontology annotation, cellular component: actin cortical patch.